Molecule: messenger RNA, 1095 nt
Organism: Acanthosepion pharaonis
Lineage: Eukaryota; Metazoa; Mollusca; Cephalopoda; Sepiida; Sepiidae
Source: the annotation of a GenBank genome assembly
AUGAGUAAGGCAGCUGAACGGUUUUGUUCUUUCUUGCCCAACGAUAUGUUGGCGAAAUUCUGCAAAGAUCAAGUCCAAAAGUUUGUUCCGUGGCUGAAUAAUAUGCAUUUUUUGGGUGCUACUCCUGACCUGAUAUGCCAGACCUUACACUUCUGUACAAAUAAAAAAGGAAAGUUUUGUUAUCUGUUCCCACAGAAAACUUUAAAAAAUUAUUACAAACAUCUGCCCAAAUAUGACAAAGAUGGUGAUCUCUACAGUCAGAAUUACACAUUUCGUGGUGCCUACUGGAGAGGCAAAGACUGCAAUGAUUCCAAUGCAAAAAUCCACCCUGGUGUCAAAGCUAUCGACUCUGAUGUUAAUGUGGAUUCCAAUUGUAACGGUAUCUAUGGGACUGAUUCUCAAGGACGUCCUUAUGAAGAUCUUUUCUGCAAGAACACGAAUCAAAGAGGAUUUGCUGUAGUUGGAGACUCAGUGGCUGCUCAUUUACAUAUUCCAGAAGAAUGGUUUGAUGCCAAGAAGCUGUCAAAGGAUGCAUUAAAAGAUGUGGUUCUCUCGUUUGAAGAUGAAUUUGAUUGGCCACAGUUAUCAGGGAUGACAGGUUUCAUGAAUAGCAUUUGGAAGACAAUAAAAGUAAAAACGGAUUCAAUAUAUUUUCGUCUUUGGGAAAGGAACCAUUGCAACCACAGAGACUACCAGAAUAUUGGAAUCAAUGGUAAGCCGUAUAUUAAAAAAAAAGAAGACAUCUUUCAAUCUCCAAAUGUUGACCUGCUUUCUCUCUCUGUCCUUUCUCUCUCUUUCUCUCUGUCCUUGUCUCUCUCUCUCUAUCUCUCUGCCUUUGUCUCUCUUUCUCUGUGUCCUUGUCUCUCUCUCUCUGUCUCUCUGUGUGCCUUUCCAUUUCUCUCUUUGUCUGUCUCUCUCUCUCUUUCUGCCUUUGUCUGUCUGUCUCUCCAUCUUUGCCUUUCUCCCGCUCUGUUUUUCUCUCUGUUUAUUUGUCUGUCUCACUGUGUACCUGUCUCUCCCUCUGUACCUGUCUCUCUCUCUCUGUACCUGUGUGUGUCUCUCUCUCUGUACCUGUCUCUCUCUCUCUCUCUCUGA